AUGGCGAACUCCUCCCACGACGGCGCAUUUGGCGCAGGAGUCGUUCAUGACCUGCAGCAAUCCCAGAAUCUCGAGCUGCUCGACGUUAUCGACCAAUUGCGAGCAGAAGGUCUCAACGAACACGUCGAUUUGCCGCAAUUGAUCGUCGUUGGUGAUCAAUCCAGUGGCAAGAGCUCGCUGCUUUCAGCCAUAUCUGGCGUUCCAUUUUCCAGGAAAGACAACCUCUGUACACGUUUCGCAACUGAAGUGGUCUUGCGCCGCAAUGACUCGCUUACCGACGUCCAGAUCACGGUGACCAUUAUAUCGAGCAGCUCUCGACCGUACGCAGAUCGUACGCGCCUCGAUGCAUUCGCACGCAAGCUCCAGACAAUCGAUGAACUUCCCAACGUCAUGGAGGCGGCUGCCACAGCAAUGGGACUUGGUCCUAGCGGUACUGCAUUUGCGGCUGAUAUCUUGCGCCUUGAUGUCUGCGGUGCCCGGAUGCCUCAACUCACGAUUGUUGAUCUACCGGGUCUCGUUCACGCAGAGACCAACCGUCAGACCAAGGAAGACAUUGCACUAGUCAACGGACUGGAACGUAGCAUCAUCUUGGCCGUCGUGUCGGCAAAAAACGACUAUCAAAACCAGAUCGUCCUGACCAAGACUCGGCAAGUGGAUCCAGAUGGCCGACGAACCCUUGGAAUUGUGACUAAACCUGACGCGUUGUUCCCCAACUCCGAAUCAGAGACUUCCUUUCUUGAGCUGAUACGAAACGAGGACAUCAAGUUCUCGCUGGGGUGGCAUGUCGUUCGCAAUCCGGACUCCAAUGAAAACCAGACUGUAGACCCGGGAACCUUGGAACAUGACUUCUUUCGAAAAUCACGCAUGUCUCGAAUCGAUCCAUCCAAGCGUGGGCUUUCUUCUCUACGCACACGCCUAAGCGAGGUACUUUUUCGACAGAUCGAACGCGAGCUCCCAAGUCUGAUGAAAGAAGUGUUUGCCGCUGCUUCCCGAACGCGAGACGGCUUGGAACGCAUGGGACGAAGUCGAACAACGAUCAUGGAGAAGCGUCACUUUGUCAUGGAUAUUGGCAACAAAUUCCAUAGCCUUUGCUUUGCUGCUUGCGAGGGCUUGUAUGAGGAUCAAUUUUUUGCCGAACAUGGGUCUGAUAUGAGCGCUCGCCGCCUCCGUGCGGUUGUUCAGAACACCAACAUCGAAUUCGUUGCCCGCAUGCUGAAAGCUCCGUUACGAACAGGACACUUGGGCGCCUCGGAGACUUCCGAGAGUGAUGCAUUCAAUGUGGUUGACCGUGCACGCGAGCUCGUUCACUCAUAUCGUGGCAAAGAAUUGCCGGGAACAUUCAAUCCAGCUCUGAUCGGACAGCUUUUUCGCGAGCUGAGUAGGCCCUGGAGAUUGAUGGCCCGUGAACACAUCGACGCUAUCUGGUUGGCCGCUCGCGUCACCGCGGUUGCGGUCAUAGACUCCAUCACAAACUCUCGUGUCCGUGAUGCGUGCUUGAGAACGGUCAUCGAUCCGGCCCUCGAAAGCAUGCGACGAACUAUGGUAGAUCGAUUCGACGACUACAUGGCAAACUUUGAGCGUCAGCCUAUCACUUACAACCACUACUUGACAGAGAAUGUCCAGCGUGUACGACUGGAACGUGAUCGAGCGGCCGCGGAAGCACGAUUCAUCAAGUUCUUCCAGGAAAGGGAAAAGAAAGGUCUUGGAGCUGCUGGAUACAAUUAUCUUGUCAGUUGCGCAGUGCCAGAGACUCAGCCCGACAUGGACGCCCUGGCUGCGCAAAACUUGGCCGACUAUGCUCAAGCGUAUUAUCAUGUUGCAAUCAAACGGAUCAUCGAUGAUGUUCCCGCACACGUGGUCGAGCCGGCAUUGAUGACAACUCUACCGAAUAUCCUCGACGCUUCCAAGAUACUGGAGAUGCCCGAGGCCUUGAUAGAGGAGGUCGGCAGCGAAUCAGAGAAACGACGAACCGAAAGGGAUGCGCUCAGGUCCAAACUCGAAAUUUUCGAGCGUAGCAGUAUAAUCUGCCAGAUUUACGUGAAAUCAACGGGCUCGGAUUCACGCGGGCACCAUACGCGCGAAAAUAAUACUGCGGACCGAGACAUCGAGCACAACACCGUACCAAAGUCUCUGAAUGGCGAAGCAAAAUGA
This is a messenger RNA of Dissoconium aciculare CBS 342.82, 2151 nucleotides long. Its product is annotated as vacuolar sorting protein. Lineage: Eukaryota; Fungi; Ascomycota; Dothideomycetes; Mycosphaerellales; Dissoconiaceae. The record is from RefSeq and is a predicted model, not a curated record. Gene Ontology annotation, molecular function: microtubule binding; GTPase activity; GTP binding. The transcript is spliced from 3 exons. Gene Ontology annotation, cellular component: microtubule; membrane; cytoplasm. Bases 1 to 2151 code for a protein of 716 amino acids.